Messenger RNA from Megalobrama amblycephala (Wuchang bream), 2985 nucleotides. RefSeq names its product mucin-2-like. The transcript has a single exon. The coding region runs from base 16 to 2985 and encodes 989 amino acids. The record is from RefSeq and is a predicted model, not a curated record. NCBI's taxonomy places the organism in Eukaryota, Metazoa, Chordata, Actinopteri, Cypriniformes, Xenocyprididae.
AAACUUAUUUACUUGAUGACCACAGAAUACACUUCUCGGGAAACUGAAAAAGAAACAACCACAACUCAUGAAGUUUUCACUACAUCCAACAAGCCUGAACAGUUGACAAGCGGACCAACAACUGAAGUUAUUUUAACUGCUUCUACAGCAGAAAUUAAAUAUUCAACUGAACGACAGGUGUAUGUAACAUCAAAGUCUUCAACAUCCUCAGAUCAAACAUCAACACUGUACUUGUCCACGACAGCAAAGAAAACAACAGAAACUGAAAGCUCCAUGGAGACACAAAGUACAAUAACAUCAAAAACCUCAAUUGCACCCAUUACAAAAACACUUCCAACGGUCACUGGUAAAGUAUUGACAACACUGUCCACGGAAUCACAAUCUGUGUCCACACUUCCUACGACUGAAGAACAAAGCACUGAGUAUGAAUUGACAACGUCAUCUGGAACAUCAACAUCUACAAGCACAUCCCUCCCGAUUACACAAACCACACUACCAGUCGUUACCUCCAGGCAACCAACAACGCAAACAAAGACAACUGAAGUGCCAGUCACAACACUUGUGUCCACAACAGUAAGUGCUGAAUCAUCCACUGCAUUUGAGCUUACCACUCAGGGUCUUUCUUCAACAACAAAACCAGUCAAAGCUGAAACAACACUUUCAAUCACCACACCAGCCAUCCCAUCCACUACUGUUAUUGUCGAGGAGGGAAGCACCACUGUCCAACCACCUACAGAAACCUCAGCUCCAAUCAGUGUCUCCACAACUUCAAAAUCAUCUACAGCUACGCAUACAACUGGAGAAGUAACAACAACUGAGACUGCAACUGAGAAUGAAUUGACCACAUCUCAGACACCUUUGUCCACCACCAGGCCACCAAAGGUGGUAACAACGGGUCUAACAAGCCUACCAACAACUACAGCCACAACCACUUUAGAAGAGUUAACAGCUACUUCAUCUGAGACAUCAUCAUCGUCAGGCACAUCUAUCCCAGUGACACAAACCUCAGUACCAGUCGUUACAUCCACACAACCAACAACGCAAACAAAGACAACUGAAGUGCCAGUCACAACACUUGUGUUCACAACAGUGAGUGCUGAAUCAUCCACUGCAUAUGAACUUACCACUCAGGGUCUUUCUUCAACAACAAAACCAGUCAAAGCUGAAACAACUCUUUCAACCACCACACAAGCCAUCCCAUCCACUACUGUCAUUGUCGAGGAGGGAAGCACCACUGUCCAACCACUUACAGAAACUUCAGCUCCAAUCAGUGUCUACACAACUUCAAAAUCAUCUACAGCUACUCAAACAACUGGAGAAGUAACAACAACUGAGACUGCAACUGAGAAUGAAUUGACCACAUCUCAGACACCUUUGUCCACCACCAGGCCACCAAAGGUGGUAACAACUGGUCUACCAACAACUACAGCCACAACCACUUUAGAAGAGUUAACAGCUACUUCAUCUGAGACGUCAACAUCUUCAAGCACAUCUAUCCCAGUGACACAAACCUCAGUACCAGUCGUUACAUCCAUGCAACCAACAACGCAAACAAAGACAACUGAAGUGCCAGUCACAACACUUGUGUCCACAACAGUGAGUGCUGAAUCAUCCACUGCAUAUGAACUUACCACUCAGGGUCUUUCUUCAACAACAAAACCAGUCAAAGCUGAAACAACUCUUUCAACAACAACACCAGCCACCCCAUCCACUACUGUCUUUGUCGAGGAGGGAAGCACCACUGUCCAACCACCUACAGAAACCUCAGCUCCAAGCAUUGUCCCCACAACUUCAAAAUCAUCUACAGCUACUCAAACAACUGGAGAAGUAACAACAACUGAGACUGUAACUGAGAAUGAAUUGACCACAUCCCAGACACCUUUGUCCACCACCAGGCCACCAAAGGUGGUAACAACUGGUCUAACAAGCCUACCAACAACUACAGCCACAACCACUUUAGAAGAGUUAACAGCUACUUCAUCUGAGACAUCAUCAUCUUCAAGCACAUCUAUCCCAGUGACACAAACCUCAGUACCAGUCGUUACAUCCACGCAACCAACAACGCAAACAAAGACAACUGAAGUGCCAGUCACAACACUUGUGUCCACAACAGUGAGUGCUGAAUCAUCCACUGCUUAUGAACUUACCACUCAGGGUCUUUCUUCAACAACAAAACCAGUCAAAGCUGAAACAACUCUUUCAACAACCACACCAGCCACCCCAUCCACUACUGUCUUUGUCGAGGAGGGAAGCACCACUGUCCAACCACCUACAGAAACCUCAGCUCCAAGCAUUGUCCCCACAACUUCAAAAUCAUCUACAGCUACUCAAACAACUGGAGAAGUAACAACAACUGAGACUGUAACUGAGAAUGAAUUGACCACAUCCCAGACACCUUUGUCCACCACCAGGCCACCAAAGGUGGUAACAACUGGUCUAACAAGCCUACCAACAACUACAGCCACAACCACUUUAGAAGAGUUAACAGCUACUUCAUCUGAGACAUCAUCAUCUUCAAGCACAUCUAUCCCAGUGACACAAACCUCAGUACCAGUCGUUACAUCCACGCAACCAACAACGCAAACAAAGACAACUGAAGUGCCAGUCACAACACUUGUGUCCACAACAGUGAGUGCUGAAUCAUCCACUGCUUAUGAACUUACCACUCAGGGUCUUUCUUCAACAACAAAACCAGUCAAAGCUGAAACAACUCUUUCAACAACCACACCAGCCACCCCAUCCACUACUGUCCUUGUCGAGGAGGGAAGCACCACUGUCCAACCACCUACAGAAACCUCAGCUCCAAGCAUUGUCUCCACAACUUCAAAAUCAUCUACAGCUACUCAAACAACUGGAGAAGUAACAACAACUGAGACUGUAACUGAGAAUGAAUUGACCACAUCUCAGACACCUUUGUCCACCACCAGGCCACCAAAGGUGGUAACAACUGGUCUCUACCAACAACUACAGCCACAACCACUUUAG